Molecule: messenger RNA, 4824 nt
Organism: Juglans microcarpa x Juglans regia
Lineage: Eukaryota; Viridiplantae; Streptophyta; Magnoliopsida; Fagales; Juglandaceae
Product: paired amphipathic helix protein Sin3-like 2
Exons: 23
Coding region: 348-4535 (1395 amino acids)
Biological process (GO): negative regulation of transcription by RNA polymerase II
Cellular component (GO): chromatin; histone deacetylase complex
Molecular function (GO): transcription corepressor activity
Source: RefSeq, a predicted model, not a curated record
UCUCACGUUCCAAAACCAAAACCAAAACCAAAACCAAAGCCGAAAGCUUUUCCAUUCAACAUAUAUUUCCGCACAUCCCUCUAUAUAUUUCUCUUCUUCUUCUUUCUUCUUCUUCUUGGCGAUCAAUUACCUGAACCAACUUUUCCUUGCAUCCCUGGAGAUCUGCUCACUCUUUUUGCCUACAUAUUUUUCCCUAGAAAAUCUGUGAGCCAGAGAGAGAGAGAGAGUUUUUUUUUUUUUUUGGUAUUGUCUCGGAAUUUCUAAAAAGUGCUUUUUGCGUUUUAGUUUCUUCAUUCUAUGCUGAUUUGUGAUUUCGGUGGUGGAUUAGUUUGUUGCGUUUGGUGGAGAUGAAGAGAUUAAAAGACGACCUUUACGCUGGUCCUUCUCAAUUCAAGCGGCCAUUUGGUUCUUCACGUGCGGACUCCUAUGGGCAAUCCCAACCCCCAGGGGGCGGAGGAAGCGUUGGGGGAGAAGGAGGGGGAGUAGGUAGUGGUCUUGGUGGUACCUCGCAGAAACUAACAACCACUGAUGCCAUGACAUAUCUUAAGGAAGUGAAGGACAUGUUUCAAGACCAGAGGGAAAAAUAUGACAUGUUCCUUGAGGUCAUGAAAGAUUUUAAGGCACAAAGAACUGACACUGUUGGUGUCAUUGCAAGAGUGAAGGAAUUAUUUAAAGGGCAUAACAACUUGAUUUUUGGGUUUAACACCUUCUUGCCAAAGGGGUAUGAGAUAACCAUUGAUGAAGACGAGGCUCUUCCACCAAAGAAGACAGUUGAAUUUCAAGAAGCUAUCAGCUUUGUAAACAAGAUAAAGAAGCGCUUCCAAAAUGAUGAACAUGUUUAUAAAGCAUUCCUGGACAUUUUGAAUAUGUACCGGAAGGAGCACAAAGACAUAAAUGAGGUCUAUGAUGAGGUUGCCACACUUUUUGGUGGCCAUCCAGAUCUGCUUGAUGAGUUCACAAGAUUUCUGCCAGACACUGCACAUAAUACUCCACUUCUUCAAAACUCAUUUCUGCGUUUCAAUGAACGGAGCUCUGCCGCACCUACAUUGCAACAAAUGCAUAUGGACAAGCAACGUAUUAGGCGGGAUAGGAUCAUUACUUCCCAUGCUGAUCGCAAUCUUGGUGUUGAUCAUCCUGAGCUGGACGAUGACAAAACAAUGGUGAAAAUACACAAGGAGCAGAGGAAACGUACUGAAAAGGAUAGUAGGGAUAGGAGAAAUCGUGAUCAGGAUGAAAGAGACCCUGAUCAUGAUAAUAAUAGGGACUUCAAGUUGCAGCGUUUUGUCGACAAAAGAAAAUCUGCAAGGAAGAUUGAAGGAUUUGGAGUGCAUGCAAACUUUCCUUCUUAUGAAGACAAAGAUACCUUAAAGAACAUGUGCAACCAAGGAUUCAUUUUCUGUGAUAAAGUUAAGGAGAAGUUGGGCAGUUCAGAUGACUACCAGGCUUUCUUGAAGUGCCUUAAUAUUUAUAGCAAUGGAAUAAUUAAAAGGAGUGAUUUACAAAAUCUGGUGACUGAUUUACUUGGAAAAUAUUCAGAUCUUAUGGACGGGUUCAAUGAAUUUUUGCAGCGCUGCGAGAAUAUUGAUGGCUUUCUUGCUGGUGUUAUUGGUAAAAAAUCAUUGGGUAAUGAUGGCCAUAUAACGAGACCAUUGAAGGUAGAGGACAAGGACAGAGAGCAGAAGCGUGAAACUGAUGGAGCUAAAGAAAAGGAAAGGUACAGGGAGAAGUAUAUGUAUAAAUCCAUUCAAGAGCUUGACCUCUCCACUUGUGAACGUUGUACCCCCAGUUACAGGCUUCUGCCAGACGACUAUCCUAUACCUUUAGCCAGCCAGAGGUCAGAGCUUGGUGCUCAAGUAUUGAACGAUCAUUGGGUAUCAGUUACUUCUGGAAGUGAGGACUACUCUUUUAAACAUAUGCGUAGAAAUCAGUAUGAAGAAAAUCUAUUCAGAUGUGAGGAUGAUAGAUUUGAGCUGGACAUGUUGUUGGAGUCUGUCAGCUCAGCUGCUAAACGCGUGGAGGAAUUGUUGAACCGUGUCAAUGAAAAUAAUGUCAAUUUGGAGACUCCUUUCCACAUUGAAGAUCACUUCACUGCUUUAAAUCUAAGGUGUAUUGAACGUUUGUAUGGUGAUCAUGGGCUUGAUGUGAUGGAUAUUUUGCGGAAAAGUCCAACUGUUGCACUACCUGUCGUAUUAACUCGCCUAAAGCAGAAACAAGAGGAGUGGACAAGGUGCCGUUCUGAUUUUAACAAGGUUUGGGCUGAAAUCUAUGCCAAAAACCACUACAAGUCGCUUGAUCACCGCAGCUUCUAUUUCAAACAACAAGAUUCAAAGAACUUGAGCACAAAAUCUUUGGUGGCUGAGAUCAAGGACUUGAAGGAUACGAAGCAAAAGGAGGAUGAUUUUCUUCUGGCUAUUGCUGCUGGACACAGGCAACUUGUAGUUCCACAUCUGGAAUUUGGAUAUUCUGAUAUUAGCAUACAUGAAGACUUGUAUAAACUUGUCCAAUAUUCAUGUGAAGAGGUUUGCUCAACCAAAGAACAGGUGAAUAAAGUCAUGAGGCUUUGGACUACCUUCUUAGAGCCAAUGUUGGGUGUUCCUUCUCGUCCUCAUGAUAUAGAGGAUACCGAAGAUGUUGGAAAAUCUAAGCGACGUUCCAUAAACUGCACUGCAUCAAGCAUAGGAGAAAGUGAUGAAAGCCCUGGUGAUGAUGCUGCCAUGAUGGAUUCUAAGCAACCUGGUAGUGAUGAGAAUAAAAACACUUUGCCAGAACUAGCUAAGUUUUGUGGGACCAUUGCAAAUGGGAAUUUGGCUAAAGAAAAUAAUUAUCAUGGCAUAAAUCAUGUCAGUAGAGAUGAUACGAUUUGUAAUACACUUUGGCCAGAUAAAGAGCUGAAGAAUACAGAUGUGACUCAUAAAUUGUCAGGAUUAAACACACAAGUUGCCUCUGGUAAACAAAUAGCUGAUUCAAAUCCAUCUUUUGCAACUGGACCAGAAUUUAGUCAUGUGAAAACAAGCUUGGAGGUGACUUCAGGUUGUGAUGCAACUCCAUCCAGACUUGGUCACACUGUCAUUCAAGAUGACCAUGUAUCCAGAGCUAAUGCUGGUGUGGUACCUUCAUCUGAGGGAGUUGAUGGUGCCAAACUAGUUUUAUUGCCAAUUGGAAUGGUUACAGAAGGAACCAAUCUUAAUAGACGUCAUGAAGCAUCUGCUAGACCCUCUAAAAUUGAAAAAGAAGAGGGUGAGUUAUCGCCUAAUGGUGAUUUUGAGGAGGAUAAUUUUGUUGCCUUUGGACAAUCUGUUGAGCUGGCUAUGGCAAAGGAAAAACAAAUCAGGCAAUACCAGGCUGGGAAUGUAGAGGAAAAUAUUUGUCAGAAUGCUGGAGAGAAUGAUGCGGAUGCUGAUGAUGAGGACAGUGAAAAUGUUUCUGAGGCUGGUGAAGAUGUCUCAGGCAGCGAGUCUGGUGGUGAUGAGUGUUCUAGAGAUGAGCAUGAGGAGGAGGAUGUAGAACCCGAUGAAGCUGACGGUAAGGCUGAGAGCGAAGGUGAGGCUGAGGGAAUGGUUGGUGGACAUGUUUCUGGAGGGGAUGGCAUGUUACCAUUGUCAGAACGGUUUCUUCUGUCUGUGAAGCCUCUCACAAGGCACGUGCCCGAGGCAUUUCUUGACAAAGAAAGAAAAGAUUCUCGAGUUUUUUAUGGAAACGACAAUUUCUAUGUACUUUUUAGGCUUCAUCAGAUACUAUACGAAAGGAUCUUAUCGGCAAAAUUGAAUUCGACGGGUGCUGAAAUGAAAUGGAAAACUUCAAAUGAUGCUAGUUCACCAGAUCUCUAUUCCAGAUUUAUGAAUGCAUUAUACAAUUUACUUGAUGGAUCUGCUGAUAAUGCUAAGUUUGAGGAUGAAUGCCGAGCUAUCAUCGGAAACCAGUCAUAUGUGUUAUUCACAUUGGACAAGUUAAUCUAUAAAUUAGUCAAACAGCUUCAAACUGUUGUUGCUGAUGAGGUUGACAAUAAGCUUCUUCAAUUGUACGAGUACGAAAAAUCCCGGAAGCCUGGGAAGUCAAUUGAUUCUGUUUAUUACAAAAAUGCACGUGUUCUUCUUCACGAGGAAAACAUAUAUCGUUUGGCAUGUUCCUCUGCCACCUCCCGGCUGUCCAUCCAGCUGACGGACAGUGUCAGUCAAAAGCCUGAGGUGUUUGCAGUUUCCAUGGAUCCUAAUUUUGCAGCUUAUCUACAUAAUGAUUAUCUGUCAUUUUUUCCUGGGAAAAAGGAGCCACACGGCAUCAUGCUACGAAGAAACAAGCAAACAUAUGCAGGCCUAGAUGAGUGUUCUGCUAUAUACAUGGCCAUGGAAGGUAUUCAUGCGGUUCAUGGUUUGGAGUGUAAAAUAGCUUGCAACUCAUCAAAGAUUUCCUAUGUUCUGGACACGGAGGAUUUCUUCUUCCGACCUAGAAGGAAUAGAAUGAAUUCAUCAAGAGGCACAUCUUCGAGUCGUGAUGAGGCAAGAGUACAACGGUUCCACAGAUUCUUAUUGUCUGCAUAGCAGUGUAUUGUGUGCCACACGAACACUCGAGGUCAUUGGCGCGUUGAACCCAGACAAGUUCUUUUUUUUUUUUUUUUUUUUUGUUCGGGAAUGUGAUUAUUCUAUUCGCGUAUUGUACACCUAUUUGCCAAAUGACCAAGUGAAGGGGAUGUUAAUGGCCCGGGGAUGGAAGUAUGCCGUGAGGGCAGCAAAUGAGCGGUUUUAAAGCCACUGUAAAUAGGGUUGGCUGCAUAACAUUUUGUACAAAUCUUAUCAUUGCUCUUUUUGUAAAUAGGAACAUUUCUUCUUC